CAGGUACAUCAGCUGUCCUCCUGCUGCAGAGAUGGUGCAAGCAACUCCCUUGCUGCUGGUGCUCUUCCUGGCCCUGGGGGCUCAUGGCCUCGCUGCGAAAAAGUGCUCCCUGACCGGGCGCUGGGUCAAUGACCUGGGCUCCAACAUGACCAUCACAUCCGUGAAUGCAAAUGGUGUCUUUGCUGGCUCCUACCACACGGCUGUGACAGCCACCUCCAACGAGAUCAAGAAAUCACCGCUGCAGGGAUCCAUGCAGAAGGGCCCUAACCAGAAGGGCCAGCCCACCUUUGGCUUCACCGUCAACUGGAACUUUUCAGGUACUUCUUUCCCAGCCUUUAUGGUAUCCUGGACUUCCCCUGCCCUGCCCCUUCUGCUCUUGAAGUUUUAG
Onychostruthus taczanowskii (white-rumped snowfinch) is the source of this 388-nucleotide messenger RNA. RefSeq names its product avidin-like. Bases 32 to 388 code for a protein of 118 amino acids. NCBI's taxonomy places the organism in Eukaryota, Metazoa, Chordata, Aves, Passeriformes, Passeridae. The record is from RefSeq and is a predicted model, not a curated record. Gene Ontology annotation, molecular function: biotin binding. The transcript has 2 exons.